AUGGCUGCUCUUCGAUCUUUCCUUGUGAUCAUCUGUUUUGUAGUGGUAGCUGCCACUAGUAUGAUGCCAACAUCUGCAAAACUAAGUUCUGGUUUCUACAACAAAGUGUGCCCUCAGGCACUGCCAGCUAUCAGAAAAGUCGUCAAACGGGCCAUCAGCCAGGAGCCACGCAUCGGAGCCUCUCUACUUCGCCUUCAUUUCCAUGACUGCUUUGUUAAUGGUUGUGAUGGAUCAGUUCUGCUUGAUGAUACUGCCAACUUCAUCGGUGAGAAGACCGCCUUCCCAAAUCUGAAUUCGAUCCGGGGAUUCAACGUGAUCGAUGAUAUCAAAAAAGCUGUCGACAAAGCUUGCUACAAGAGUGUGGUCUCAUGUGCAGAUAUAUUAGCUGUUGCAGCUCGUGAUUCUGUAUCCAUUUUGGGAGGACCUGAUUACAAAGUACAAUUAGGAAGAAGGGAUGCAAGAAAUGCAAGCGUGAACGAUGCAAACAGAAAUCUUCCACCCCCAUUAUUCAGCUUCUCACAGCUUCUCUCCAACUUCCAAGCUCAUGGACUUAACCUGAAAGACUUGGUUGUGCUCUCAGCUGGCCACACCAUUGGACUUGCUCGGUGCACCACCUUCCGUGCCAGGAUUUACAAUGAUACCAACAUAGACCCCAAGUUCGCAGCCUCUGCAAAAUACAAUUGUCCAACAACUGGAGGAGAUAACAACACAAGGCCACUAGAUUCAACUACAAGGCGAUUCGAUAACAUCUACUUUAAGGCUUUGUUACAACAAAAGGGUCUCCUCCAUUCUGAUCAAGAGCUCUAUAAAAAUAAUGGUACAGAUAGUGAUAAGCUGGUGCUGAAGUACAGCAGGAACUCGGAAUCUUUUGCAAAAGACUUUGCAAAUUCUAUGAUCAACAUGGGCAACAUCAAGCCUCUCACUGGGAAUAAUGGAGAAGUAAGACUCAACUGCCGGAAAAUCAAUUAG
This is a messenger RNA of Prunus armeniaca (apricot), 969 nucleotides long. The record is from the annotation of a GenBank genome assembly. NCBI's taxonomy places the organism in Eukaryota, Viridiplantae, Streptophyta, Magnoliopsida, Rosales, Rosaceae.